AUGGUAGUGCAGAGCCCAGGCGACAUUAGCGAGCUUAUGGCUGGGGACAAACCGGCACCUACUGUAGAAGGACAUCUGACAUUUGGCAGCCUCCAUCGCUAUGUGUUCCUUGUUUACAAACAACCCAGUGGUCGUAUCAGUGACUCCGACCACGGCCACUUGACAAAUCGAUCAGGUGAUGGCCGUGGUGGUUUUAAGACAGAGAAAUUUGUUGCAAAACACAAGCUUGGCACGCCAAUUGCAGGAAAUUUCUACCAG
Molecule: messenger RNA, 258 nt
Organism: Cooperia oncophora
Lineage: Eukaryota; Metazoa; Nematoda; Chromadorea; Rhabditida; Trichostrongylidae
Source: the annotation of a GenBank genome assembly